CAAGGAUACGAGUGUCCAGGAAAAUACAAUCCCGCAGACUUUUUAGUGGCGAUUGUCGCCACAGGCUCGAAGAACGAGAAUGGCGAACAAGUAGCUCGCAAGAUGUGCGAUGUUUUCUCAACUAGUGAAAUUUGCAACGAGAUCGAUCACCGCGUUUCAGAGAAACAGAUAGAAUCGGUGCGUGUAAGCGAUUUCCCUUUCCCCUGGCAAACGAAAGAAGCACGAUACUGUUCACGACUCUACUGGUUGAUUUAUCGAGAUUUCUUGCAAGUUGCGAGAGAUCCGUCGAUACAAAUAAUUCGAAUACUUCAAAAAGUGAGUGUCGCAGCAGUCGCCGGUUUGUGUUUCGUGGGUGCUGUAAAUUUCGACCAACUUGGAAUUCAAGCGACGCAAGGUGUCCUCUUCAUCUUGGUCUCUGAGAACGCAUUUUUCCCAAUGUACGCCACGUUGGCCUUGAUACCGCAGGAGUUGCCGCUUCUUCGGAGAGAGUACCGAGCUGGAAUGUAUCCGGUCCAUUUGUAUUACACUGCGCGUAUACUCUCUCUGGCAAGAACGAAUCCAAGGAUCCAACUGAAUAUAAAAACGCAUCGUCAGAUACCUGGUCUGAUCAUAGAGCCGAUAUUAUUCGCAACGAUCGUGUAUUGGCUGGCUGGAUUGCGAGAUGACGCGGAAACUUUUGGACUCACGUUGCUUGUACUUCUGCUAACUAUAAACGUGUCGACUGCCUGCGGAUGUUUCUUCUCCACGGCGUUCGAAAGCGUGCCGUUGGCCAUGGCGUACCUCAUACCAUUCGACUAUAUUCUCAUGAUUACCAUGGGUCCUUUCCUCAAACUAGGAUCGUUGCCGGUGUACGUUCGAUGGAUAAAAUACAUUUCCUGGCUGUUGCACUCUAGCGAAGCGCUCAGCAUUCUACAAUGGGACGGUGUGCACAAUAUAUCUUGUGAAACAACCGAUUCCGAGUUGCCUUGCAUCACCGAAGGUAUCGACGUGCUACGUCGUUACGAUUUCGACGAAAGCAAUUUUUGGAUAGAUAUGCUGUCGAUGGUCGUUAUUUAUUUCAUAUUUCACAUUCUUGCUUGCACCUGUCUAUGGAAUCGUUGUAGAUGCAAAUGAAAAAGUAUAUUACCUACGACCUGUGUAUCACGCUACCAAUUGUCAAUGAUUUAUUUCCAUUUGUACUUUUACGUAGCGACAUGAUAACUGUUAAAUGAUACGAUAGAGUAUUUUUUAACGUAGUGGAAUGAUUUCAUUGUUUCACUAGUUUCACGUUUCCGUAUCGAAAAUUCGAUAAAAUUCAACGAAGUUAUAACAGGCGAUCAACUUUGACCGUUUUAUUUGUAAUUCUCCGAUUCCUCCGGUUUUCCGUACAUCGCAG
This is a messenger RNA of Heterotrigona itama, 1375 nucleotides long. NCBI's taxonomy places the organism in Eukaryota, Metazoa, Arthropoda, Insecta, Hymenoptera, Apidae. The record is from the annotation of a GenBank genome assembly.